Clunio marinus is the source of this 882-nucleotide messenger RNA. The record is from the annotation of a GenBank genome assembly. Lineage: Eukaryota; Metazoa; Arthropoda; Insecta; Diptera; Chironomidae.
AUGCGACAAUUAGGACAAAGAUAUUCCAGUUACUUCCCAACACUUUUACUAUCAACUUAUAAUCAAACUUUGUUUUGGUUCCGCCAUUCAGAACGUCAAAGAAGUAGAGAAAGUAUUCGUGCAUUUGCUCAAGGACUUUUUGGUGAAGCUGGUGCUGAAAAUGUUGUAUUUGAAGAUGUUCCAACAGAGGAUACAUUGACACGACCAGGUGACUUCUGUCCCGCAUUUAGUCUUUUGGAAAGUACAACAGAAUCCGAUGCAUUCCGAUUGGGCCCUCAAUUCAGACAAACAAUAGCUGAAGUCAAUGCAAAACUUGGAUUCGUUCAGCAGAGCAUUCCAAAUAUUUUAACAAUUUGGGAUAUUUGUCGUUUCGAAAAAACGAUCAACCCUGAAGAUGACUCGUCAUGGUGCAGUGCAUUUUCAAUUGCUAACAAUCAAGUAUUGGAAUAUUACACAGACAUGAAAUAUUACUACAGAAAUGGUUACGGGAUUCCAGACCGUCGUCUUACUGAAAAUAUGAGUUGUGAAUUGAUGACGAAUAUGCUGUCAUACUUAACUGCUGACACCGCUUCAGAAUCAGCUCGUGUUAUCGGAGUUCAUUCUUCGACAUUGCAAAUUUUUAUGGUAGCUCUUGGAUUAUUUGAAGAUGAAAUUCCUUUGACAAGACACAAUAUUGCUCAACAACCGUCAUUGGAGAACGAGUUGGGUCAGUCCAAAAGCUGUGCUGAUGGUGACCACGACCUUUUGUUCCUUUACAACGAACGUCCAUUGCAGAUUCCUGGAUGUCAAUUCAAUGGACUUUGCAAAUUAAGCUUCAUCGCUCAAACAUUCCAACGAUUUGUGGGUGCUAAUUGCAGCUCUCUCUUCUGCAAUUCAUCAUAA